Messenger RNA from Aspergillus wentii DTO 134E9, 1874 nucleotides. RefSeq names its product putative transcription factor TFIIE complex alpha subunit. The transcript is spliced from 3 exons. The coding region runs from base 272 to 1573 and encodes 433 amino acids. Gene Ontology annotation, biological process: transcription initiation at RNA polymerase II promoter; transcription open complex formation at RNA polymerase II promoter. The record is from RefSeq and is a predicted model, not a curated record. Gene Ontology annotation, cellular component: transcription factor TFIIE complex. NCBI's taxonomy places the organism in Eukaryota, Fungi, Ascomycota, Eurotiomycetes, Eurotiales, Aspergillaceae.
AUUCUCACUCACCUCACUUGUCAGCCCUUCGUUUUUGCUGUCCUGAGAAGCGCCCAUCUUUCUUAUUAUUUUCCAACCUCUAAUUUCCUUUUCCAGUUCCAUCUCGACGCAGACAACGAAGCAUGUUGCUCUUCUUAAAUUGAGCUUCAAUCGUGGCAUAUACCAAGAACCUUGCGCUCGCUCUUCCACCAAACUCAGGCUCAAACUAGGGCCCUCAAUCCUCUUUAACGUCUUUUAUAUUCUACCGCGCUAUUGUUCUCUCCCAUUAACCAUGGAUCUCGCGAAUACCCUCAUCCGGACCGUCGUUCGCGCUUUCUACGAGACCCGCCACAUCCUCGUGGUUGAUGCGCUCUUUAUUCAUUCGGUACUUCAUGCCGAGGAUCUUGCCUUUCUUCUUGGGAUGCAACAGAAAGACCUCCGGAAGCUUUGCGCCAAACUGCGCGAGGACCGUUUGAUCGCAGUAAAUUCACGAGCUGAAAUUCGCGAUGGUUCGACUCGCCCCGUUAACCGCGACUACUACUACAUCCCCUUGCAUCCUGUCAUCGACGCCGUGAAAUACAAGGUCUCCAAGCUGACUUCGAAUAUUAAGCUCCAAUACACUCCGAGCGAGGAGAGGAAAGAAUAUAUUUGCCGGAGGUGCGGUACAGAAUGGACUGAGCUGGACGUCCUAAGUCUAUAUUCGGACGAGGGUUUCUUAUGUCAGAACUGCGGAUAUGUCCUUGAAAGGACGGAAGAUGUGAAAGGGACUGAAGGCAUCGAUCGCACGGGUCACGAGAAAAAUAGCAAACUCAUGGCCCAACUUGACAACAUGUUGAAGCUACUCAAGCAGAUCGACUCUGUUGAGAUCCCUCCGAACGAUUUUGACACAGCCUGGGACCAUAAGAUUGAUGUGGUCCGGAAUCAGCAGACACACCCCACGCGGGCUGCCGUCGUUGUGCCAUCUAACAAGCAGGAAGCGGUUCGUGGAAACACGAAGACAGAUUCAGCCGCACUUGAGAUCUCUCUCACAUCUACCGAAGAAAAGACUGCCGCUGAACAGGCAGAGGAAGCUGCACGGAAAGCCGCUGUUGAAAAACAGAAUGCUCUUCCCGUAUGGCACACACACUCAACUGUUUCUACAGGUGCCGGAAAUAUGUCCAACAUCAAGAGUGAAACCGACUUGGACGUCAAGCCAGAAAUCAAGGAUGAGGACGAGCAGAAACCUAACGUUGCCCUCGACGAUAAGGUCGCUGCUUAUUACGCUGAAAUGGCUAGAGAGAAGGCCCUUCAGGAACAGGAGGACGAGGAAGAGUCGGACGAAUUCGACGAGGAAUUUGAAGAUGUCGGCGGCGUCUCCGGCAGUGGCUCGGCCACCCCAGCUGUUGGCGCUCCCACCAGCACACCGGGUCCCGCCUCUGUUAGUAUUAAGCGUGAGCUUGACACGGACUCUGGAACUAGCGCCCCCCAAACAGCCGCAGCAACACCUUCCACUGCUACCGAUGAAGGACCGGCAGCAAAGAAGGUCAAGGUCGAACCGGAAGUGAAAAAGGAGGAGUCAGAUGAGGAUGACGAAGAAGAAUUUGAGGAUGUUUAGAAGGCUUUGGGAUUAUUCCUAACCCUGUGUCUCUCUAACAGUGCAACACAAGGGGAUCGGCGCUGGCGCCAAAGAAAAAAAGAACACACCAAAGAAAGGGAGCAUUAUCACGAGGUGAUGAACACAUCAAACAUACUAUUGGACGUGUUAUCUAUUGAAUUUUGGACUGGGCUCUUUGUCUCUGGCUGUCCUUUUUCUCUGUACUUAUAUUAUUUACACCAUUAGUUUUCUUUUGGCCCCCACAGCCCAGUGGGUUGGCUCAACUAGAUAUAAACUUGUAUGAAUACAGAUUUUUCAUUCC